ACUUAUACUAGCGUAGUGGUUUCUUCUCAGCACCGAAUAUAGAAAAAUAAACUGAAAUAAAGAAUUUGAAUAACAUUUUAAAAGUGCAAUUUGUUUUUAAAUUUAAAGAAAAGUGAAAGUGCAAAUUUAUGAUUUCUUUUGGAAAAUAAAAUAACUCGUACUCAAAUAUUUUAAACAACAAAUAACAACAAUGUAACUACGAACUCCAACAAACAACCAAUUGUAACGAAACAUAUCAUACAUAUUCAAGUUUUAAUUUAACACAAAAUCUCUACAUUUCUUGCUUUAAAACAAAAACAUUUUAGUAACACAAAUAUAACAAAUUUAAAAAUAAGUACAAAACAAGAAAAGGAAACAGAUUUGGUGUAUUUACAAAUAAAGGACUAAGCAGCAUAAAUAAUCUCUCUACUCUUUAAACUGUGUAUGAGUGUUUGUAAGUGUUAAUGACAUAAGUAAUGCUGCUUCGUCUUAAAAGGGUGUUUAUGUGAAAAAACUAAUAAACAAGAAACCUUAAAAACCAAUAAGUUGUGAUAAAUUCAAGAAAAAAAAAACUUUUUAUUUUACUUUAAUUUUUUUCCUUUCUCCUUUUUUCCUCUCACUCAAAUAACAACAGACUUAAGACAAGUGUAAAACACUCAUUUAGUUUCUUUUCUUUUGACUGAAAAGAAGUCAUUUGUUGUUACGAUUUCUUUUGAUUUUCAAGUUCAGCAAGUGUUUAAGUGCAAAAAAAAUAUUUAUUUUUUUCGUUCACAAAGUCGUUUACCUUUUAAUUCUUUGUUGUGUUAAGUUUUCCUUUCUUCUCUUCUGUUUGGAAGAAGUAAAAUUAAUUAUUGUAUUAAGAAGGAACUUUAAUACAAAAUGUCGUUGCUGAUGUGGCGUUUAACCUGGCCACUUUUUAUAGCCAUUAUGCUGUUUGUGGUCAAUGUCAAAGCCAUCGAUUUAAGUCGUCUGUAUGGUCACAAUAUGGUGCAGAAACGUAGUGAAGCCUGUCAUCCUUAUGAACCAUUUAAGUGUCCUGGUGAUGGUAACUGUAUAUCAAUACAAUACUUGUGUGACGGUGCUCCAGAUUGUUCGGAUGGCUAUGAUGAGGAUGCAAGACUAUGUACAGCAGCCAAACGACCACCUGUUGAAGAAACCGCCUCAUUCCUGCAAAGUCUUUUGGCCUCACAUGGUCCCAAUUAUUUGGAAAAACUUUUCGGCAGCAAAGCUCGUGAUGCUCUCUCACCCUUGGGCGGUGUGGAAAAGGUCGCCAUUGCUUUAAGUGAAUCUCAGACUAUAGAAGAUUUUGGUGCAGCACUACAUUUAUGCGGUUGGUUCUUGUGCUCCGAUUUGGAACAUUUGCGCUCAGUAUUCAUGGCUGUGGAAAAUGGUGACUUGGGCAUGUUGAAAUCUCUGGGCAUCAAAGACUCCGAACUGGGUGAUGUUAAGUUCUUUUUGGAAAAAUUAGUCAAUACCGGUUUCUUAGAUUGA
Lucilia sericata (common green bottle fly) is the source of this 1470-nucleotide messenger RNA. RefSeq names its product IDLSRF-like peptide. Gene Ontology annotation, molecular function: protein binding. Lineage: Eukaryota; Metazoa; Arthropoda; Insecta; Diptera; Calliphoridae. The record is from RefSeq and is a predicted model, not a curated record.